Molecule: messenger RNA, 1668 nt
Organism: Copidosoma floridanum
Lineage: Eukaryota; Metazoa; Arthropoda; Insecta; Hymenoptera; Encyrtidae
Product: SET domain-containing protein SmydA-8
Source: RefSeq, a predicted model, not a curated record
UGUCGAAUAUCGUCGUCCACGUCAUGGAUAAAAAAUCCGCAAUUGCUCCUUGUGCCGUCAAAAAGUACAAAGUCAUGAAGUCGGAUAAAUUGGGAAGGUACUUGGUGGCCAGCAAAGACCUGGCGGCCGGGGAGUUGAUUUUCCGCGAGGAGGCCGUAGCGGUGGGUCCAGGGAUCGGCGAGCCGGGCGCGUUCUGCUUCGGCUGUCUGCGCCCACUGACCCAACACCGGCAGGCCCGUAGAUACUCGUGCACCAAGUGCACUGUGGCACCACUCUGCAACCGAGCUUGCGAGGUAUAUACGUUCCAUAACAUGGGUGGGCUCCACUCGGGCGCCGAGUGCGACUUUUUCCGGGAUAACAAAGAAGUGUGCUCCGAGCUCGUCGACGAGGUGACCCGUGUUCUGCUCCACCUGCGGCUCUGGCUUUUGAAAAGUAGCGACGAGGAAAGCAGUUCUUGGAAGGAGAUAGAGCGCAUGGAGGCGCAUCUGGAGCAGAGGCGCGGCACUGACGUGUGGCGCGAGCGCGAGGAGCAGGUCGUCGAUGUUUUCCGCAAACUCGGUCUACAUCAUCCGAAAACCACCUCCGACGAGGACGACCUUGUGCAGCGUAUCUGCGGCAUAGUUGACGUAAACACGUUCGAGGUGCGAGUACCGGGUUUGUACUCCAACGGCAGCGGAGGCGCGCCCUUGCGUGGAUUAUUCGUCGAGGCAGCGUUGAUGGCACACGAGUGCAGACCCACCGCCCACGUGUCCGUCGACGAGAGCUUCAACAUGAGCGUACACGCGGCCCUGGCCGUACCGGCUGACGGGAUCAUCUCGUUCAAUUACACCUCGUCACUGCUGGGCACCAUAGAUCGGCAGGAGCACCUGCAGAUCGGCAAGUACUUCCGUUGCGAUUGCGCCGUCUGCACCGAUCCCCUGGAGUCGGGCAGUCACCUGAGCUGUUUGCUGUGCCCUCGUUGCAAAGUCGGCCCGGUAGCCCCCCCUCGGAUCGGCAAAACGAUCUCAAAUCCUUACAGCCGGGAGGCCCGGUGGCAGUGCCAGGAGUGCAAGCACCAACUGAGCGGCUGCCUAGUAGCCAGUAGCCUCGGCAUAGCCAGGGGCCUCGUGGACGAGGUCGACGAGCUCGGUAGCUUCAAGGCCAUGGAGAACCUCCUGGCAAAGUUAGUUCUCAGCUUUCACGGGAACCACUACUUGGUGAUGGCCCUCAAGAACAAAAUGCUCGGCGCCUGCAGACGGGAGAUCGGUAGCGUCAAUCCACAGAAGAAACUCCUCGGCAGGAUGGUACAGCUGGGCAGGGAGGUCCUUGCAGUACUCGAGAUCGUCGAGCCCGGCUUGUCGAGGCUCAAGGGGAUUGUGUUGUACGAGCUGCACCUGCCGAUGACGAUACUGGCCAACCGGGCGUACGCGGCGCGGGAGAUAACGGCCCCGGAGCUGGUCUCGCGGCUCGAGGAGGCGAGGGACCUGCUGAGGCGGGCGCUCGGUAUGCUGCUUCUGGAGCCGGUCAUGACGCCCGAGGGACAGCUGGCGAGGCGGGCUCUCCGGGAGAUGAAAGUGCUCGCGCGGAGCGUCGAGGACGCGAGGGCUUUGGCCGACGGGCCGAAAAUAUCGCUGCGGCGACGCGGGAGUUUCAAGCACUGCGGGCGGUCGUGAUGAUGCGUGGGGUGGG